GCCCCAGAUGCUGCUGGAGGAUCUGGAGGGGACUUCAGCAGAGCCCUGGUCCCUCCUCCACAAUGUGGCUUCUCCUCACCUUCUCCUUCCUGCUGAUGUCUGCAGGUGAGCGGGGCCAGGACGGCAGUGACAAGAUACCAAGAGGUGAGGCGUGUGCACCCCACUCCCAGCCCUGGCAAGUGGCCCUCUUCGAGCGUGGACGUUUUAACUGCGGUGCUUCCCUCAUCUCCCCACGCUGGGUGCUGUCUGCAGCCCACUGCCAAACCCGCUCCAUGCGAGUGCGGCUGGGCGAGCACAAUCUGCGCAAGCGCGAGGGCCCAGAGCAACUGCGGGCCGUUUCGCGCGUCAUCCCACAUCCGGGCUACGCAGCGCGCGGCCAUCUCCAUGACGUAAUGUUGCUGCGACUGAGCCGGCCCGCGCUCCUCUCCCCGGAAGUGCGCCCCGUGGCGCUGCCCACGCGCUGCCCCCAAGUUGGAGAGACCUGCGUGGUGUCCGGCUGGGGCCUGGUGUCUGGCAGCGAGUCGAGGACCACGGGGAGCCCAGAGUCACAAGUGAGUCUCCCAGAUAAGUUGCAUUGUGCCAACAUCAGCAUUAUCUCGGCCGCGUCUUGUAGCAAGGACUACCCGGGGUGCCUGAUGGACACCAUGGUGUGUGCAGGCGUGGAGGGCGGAGGCACGAACUCCUGUGAGGGUGACUCCGGGGGACCCCUGGUCUGUGGGGGCGUCCUACAGGGCAUUGUGUCCUGGGGUGACGUCCCCUGUGACACCACCACCAAGCCUGGUGUCUAUACUAAAGUCUGCCGCUACUUGGAGUGGAUCAGGGAAACGGUGAAGAGGAACUGACUGUUUUGGCCUACCACCUGUGUCUCCGACUGAGCAGAAGCUCCCAUGGCUGGCCAGCAGCCCCCCCGUCCUGACCUGGGACAGAAUUGAGCCAUCCCCCAAGACCCCAUUUGUCCAAGGCCCAGAUGUUAGCCAAGGACUUGUCCCUCUGAGGCCAGAGCUGGUGCUCUAGGUCACCUGUUUAACACCAAGAUAACAGAGCGCUGAUGCAAGUUUCUCUGUAGAACUUUCUGUGACUUUCUUCUGGGGAUGGAGUGAAAUGGAAGCCAGACACUGUCCACGGUUCCUUGUC
Messenger RNA from Ceratotherium simum simum (southern white rhinoceros), 1134 nucleotides. The record is from RefSeq and is a predicted model, not a curated record. Lineage: Eukaryota; Metazoa; Chordata; Mammalia; Perissodactyla; Rhinocerotidae.